AUGCAGGCACGACGACGAGAGUUGAAGAUGAUUUUAAAUCAGACAAAGAGUGCUUCGGCUCCAGCAGUAGGCCCUAAAUCUGGAGGGCGGAAAUCGCACACUGGGUUCCCGAAAAAUCUCCCACCAAUCCAGUCGAAGGCGCAUGCUCGAAACAAGAACCAAUCGAAGAUCAACGUUUUGCCAGGCUAUACGACGCUAGUCUUCGAUACCAACAUCCUGAUCGGGAUGCUGACGAUUGUCAAAGAUCUCUUGGAAUCCGAACAGUUUACGAUCAUCGUCCCUUUAGUAGUCAUCACUGAAUUGGAUGGGCUAAAGAAACGUGCAAGUGAUCCUGAGUCUCAGUCCAGACGAUUAGGCGAGGAAGCACUCGAAGCCAUCAAAUACCUAGAACAGUCGAUUAAGAGUUAUUCGAAGGUCUUGAAGAUUCAGACUAGUAAGGGCAACUAUUUAAGAGACCUCUCGAUCAGGAACGAACAGAUCAACUUUCAAGACUUUGGCGCAACAGGUAAUGAUAGUUCAGCAGGAGGAAAUAUCUUGCGGGCCACGACCUGGCAAUUGGAGCACUUCUCGACCCGCCUACCGACUUCAUUGUCUAACGCGGCCUCAGGCGGGACAGAAGAUGACAACCCGGGCUAG
Molecule: messenger RNA, 636 nt
Organism: Puccinia graminis f. sp. tritici CRL 75-36-700-3
Lineage: Eukaryota; Fungi; Basidiomycota; Pucciniomycetes; Pucciniales; Pucciniaceae
Exons: 3
Coding region: 1-636 (211 amino acids)
Cellular component (GO): nucleus
Source: RefSeq, a predicted model, not a curated record